Molecule: messenger RNA, 1800 nt
Organism: Macadamia integrifolia
Lineage: Eukaryota; Viridiplantae; Streptophyta; Magnoliopsida; Proteales; Proteaceae
Product: E3 ubiquitin-protein ligase ATL31-like
Exons: 1
Coding region: 135-1385 (416 amino acids)
Source: RefSeq, a predicted model, not a curated record
CGACUUUCCUCGUCUCCCACGAAACUCGGGGUCGUUUGGCCCUUUUCACCCCUCCAUCUUUCACCCUUUAUAUUUAUCUCUUUCACUGUCCGUUUUCUCUGCAAUCUCAUGAGGAUCAGUUCCAACUCUCGCUCAUGAAGAACGAAUGGAAGCAGAGUCAGAGUCACAGUUCGAUCCUUCACCUGAUUGGGAGAAACCCAGAAGCCCAAAAUGGACUCAUAUGCAUCUACUUGCUCCUCAUAUUCCAGUCACUUCCUUACGCGGCUGCACAUAACAGGACUCAUGACUCAGCACCUUCCGAUUCAUCUGGCUUCAGCAACGCACUCAGCCCUUCGACAGCCCUAGUAAUAGUUGUCAUCAUUAUGUUCUUCUUCCUCUUGGGCUUCUUCUCAGUCUACAUUGACCGCUGCUGCGGGCCCAGAAGCGGUGGAACCAUUCGAUUUAUUGGAGUAGAAGGUGGAAUUUCAGGGAGGAAUAAAGGUCUCAAUCUGGCCGUGAUCGAUACUUUACCAACCUUCGCUUACUCAUAUGUGAAGGAUCAUAAAUUGGGGAAAGGAGCUCUGGAGUGCGCCGUAUGCUUAAGCGAGUUCGAAGAUGAAGAUACACUUCGAUUGCUGCCCAAGUGUGACCAUGUGUUCCAUCCCGAGUGCAUUGAUGAGUGGUUCUCUAAGCGCACAACCUGCCCAGUCUGCCGAGCUAACCUCGUCCCUGUUUCCGGCGAAAUACCUGCAAUUACGGCACCGGUACAGGACAUAGAAGGCGAUUCCCAUGGUGGAAUUCCGGCAUCGGAAACAGGGGAAGCAGGGAACCAGCAAAUUUCCAUUAAUGUAACAAGCGAAGAACCAGAGCUAUUGUCAGUGGGAGUGGCAGUGGCAGUGACACCGGAGGUAAUUAAUCAAGCCCCAAUGCAGAACCGGCCGGCGAGAUCGACGAAGCCGAGAUACGCCGGGAGAUUUCCACGGUCACAUUCGACGGGGCACUCGCUGGUUCAUCCGGGCGAGGACGUCGAGCGGUUCACCCUCCGGCUUCCAGUCGACGUGAGGAAGCAAAUCUUGAACAUGAGGCACCUGAACCGGACUAGGAGCAUGGUAGGUUACCGGACGACUGGUGAAGGGAGUAGCAGAGGAGGGAAAUUGAUGAGGGGGUGGGGUUAUAGGACGACUGGUGAAGGGAGUAGCAGAGGAGGGAAAUCGACGAUGGGGGCGAUAGGUGAGAAACCGGAAGGGUGGGUCUUCUCGAUGAGACGGCCUUUCUUGAUGAGAGCAUCCAGUUCUCGGCCACCAAAAAUGACGGCGGAAGGGAAUGCUCCGGUGACUAGGUCGCCGUUGCGAGUGAGCACGAAACAUGAUGGAACUGUGCCGUCGUCGAGUCUUCCUCCGGCUUGACUGUCAUACACUCAUCACUUAUACCUGAGUUCCUCUUAACAGAUUCGAUAUCUCCACCUCACCACAUAGUUGGCAAACUAGAAAACCUGGUGGAAUCGGAUGGUCAAACCUAAUCUGGCGAGUUACGUUUUUAUUUUAUUUUUUAAUACAAUAAUGGGGAGAAUGUGUUUCUCCAACGGCCAUGAUCAUGAUUUACAAACCUUUAUAUGGUUUUAGUAUGGUCUUCAAAAUACCCUCUUGAUACUUUGAUACUUCGUGUAGAUCUGAACUUGUUGCUUUGAAAUGGUGUGGAAGAUGAAGAUUUACAAUUUUUUUCUUAUUCUUCAAGAUUGAGACCAUGACCAUGAGUUCCUCCCUUGUACAAUUUCUUUGGCUCAAGAGUCGACUAAAACCCAUGAAUUCCUUUAUUAUACUA